UCUUUACAAGAAAAUGGAGAACAAAGCUCAAACAUAACUCCAAAAGAGUAUAAAGUUCAUCGAUAUGUUUUAUCUCAGCAAUCAGAUUAUUUCAAAGUACUAUUUGAGUCUUCUCGAAAUUUCAUUGAACACAAAGAAAAUGCUGUUGUGAUUCGGUUAAAAGAUCCUUUCAACGUCUUUCCACACAUCCUUCACUUGUCUUUUAUUUCCGCUCAAGAAAUAUAUACAUUAUAUUUAGAUGCUAUAGAGAAUGAAUUUGAAGAGGUAAUACCAGAUUGGCUGUUGGCUAUUGCAUUCGAUGAACUUUGGGAAAUCGAUAAUGAUGUGAUGAGCUCUGUAAGAUUAGAUCGUGUGCUAAAAUGCGAUUGUGUUAAAUUAAAAAAUGAGGAUCAAAAAUUUUCAGUUAUUAGAAAGAUUGUAGCAGAUUUCUGUGGUACUGAAGAAUAUGAUGAAACAUUUGAAGAAAAGUGGAAUAAAAUGGCAUUAAAAGUUGCAAUGCCUUUUCCUGAUAUAUUAGAAGAAUCUGAAGAGUCCAGCGAAGAAA
Messenger RNA from Racocetra fulgida, 544 nucleotides. NCBI's taxonomy places the organism in Eukaryota, Fungi, Glomeromycota, Glomeromycetes, Diversisporales, Gigasporaceae. The record is from the annotation of a GenBank genome assembly.